Lathyrus sativus (Indian pea) is the source of this 336-nucleotide messenger RNA. The record is from the annotation of a GenBank genome assembly. NCBI's taxonomy places the organism in Eukaryota, Viridiplantae, Streptophyta, Magnoliopsida, Fabales, Fabaceae.
AUGAAGAACGGAGGUUGGGUGGAAGUUCGGCGGAAAAAGGGUCAUGACCGGAUUGGAAAAUGCUCUGUGUGGACUGCAUCGAGAGGAAAGGGUGUGGGAGAUAGCAAAGCCAUAUCGUCUUUCUUCUUUACUGAAUUUUUGAAGGAUUUCGGAGCUAAGGAGAUGACGGAAGUUUUUAAAGAUUAUGGUAUUAUGCGGGAGGUUUUUAUUCCGGUGAGACGUGACAAAAGAGGUAAGCAUUAUGGAUUCGAUGGAUUCAGGAUGAUAGUGGAUUACAGAAUUAUGGCGAUGCUGGUUUUCAACACAAAAAUUCCAGUGGAAACAUUGGGAAUGUAA